AUGGCGGCGUCCCCAAAACCGAAACCGAUGGAUACAAUCGAAGUUCCGCUCAACGAAUUUUGCGUCAUCAAGCCCACCCCAGCUAAAGGAUACGGUGUAUUUGCUACACGCAACAUCCCCCAGGGUACGCGAGUUCUUUCGGAAUCGCGCAUCUUGAACUUCCCCGGGACUGCUAUGGAGCCUUGGGGACUGACAAAGGACGCCCGUGAUGCGUUGGUGAAGUCCAUCGGCCAUCAAUUGAGUAGCCUAGCCAAGGAGCAGCAACGCGAGUUCUUCGCCCUUGCGAACGCACACAAAGAGAAACUGGGAGCAUUCCUCGGGAUCGCAGUGACCAAUGCAAUCAUCAUGGACUACGAGACCAAGGAACAUGGGGUCUUUCUUCAGGCUGCUCGUUUCAAUCAUGCAUGCCGUCCUAACGCAAUGAGAACAUUCCAUCCCAUCCUCGAUCAAGUCGUAAUCCACGUCGCAAAAGAUGUGUCGGAGGGCGAAGAGAUAACCGUGAGCUAUAUCGAGCCGGCACAUGUCUUUUCACUUCGAGUGCAACUGUUGAAGGCCAAAUUCGGGUUCACUUGCGUUUGCGAGCUGUGUGUUCUCCCCGUACGCGAACGAGAAAUCAGCGACUUGAGGAUCAGUACAAUUAUCUUGCUCUUCAACUCUAUCCGAAAUGAGACUGUAAUCAUGAACGAGCCUUUAGCAUCUCUUCACAAUACACAUACCGCGAUGCUGCUUCAAAAGGAAGAGGGUAUUUUGGAGAUUCUCGCGUCAACAUUUUACUACGACGCCGCGACCAUCCUAUCACAAUGGGAACGCAAGCGCUGGUAG
This is a messenger RNA of Uncinocarpus reesii 1704, 822 nucleotides long. RefSeq lists its product as uncharacterized. The coding region runs from base 1 to 822 and encodes 273 amino acids. The transcript has 2 exons. Gene Ontology annotation, molecular function: protein binding. The record is from RefSeq and is a predicted model, not a curated record. NCBI's taxonomy places the organism in Eukaryota, Fungi, Ascomycota, Eurotiomycetes, Onygenales, Onygenaceae.